GAUUACAGAAGUUGUUCGUUUCCCUCAAAAUGCCGGGCGAUCCGAGCCCUAGAGCUUCUGGUGGUAUUAUAGCUUACAAUGGCGAUUCUGCUCGAGGUUGGAAUGACCCUCCAACUUUUGCGUUCUCUAAUAACAUGACGGGCAACAGACCGAAGUUAGAUUUAAGGAAGAGAGUAUCACAUCAACAAGCUUUACAUGGAGUACAAACACCGUCGUCAAAUUUACAACCAGCUGUUGUUAACAACGAUGAAAUUACAAACGGGGUUGGUGCUCUUAAACUCAAUGGCGUCUCCCAACCACUUUAUACAGAACCUCCAGUGACAACAAAUGCAUCUCUUAGAGGCAAUAAUUUGGAUGGCAUUGCCCAGCCACUAUUCACUCCACCAGUGACAACAAAUCCACCUCUUGGCAGCAAUAAUCUGAAUGGUGUCACCCAGCCACUUUUCACUCCAGCACCAGUGACAACAACUUCACCUCUUGUAAACUGUAAUCUUAUGGCUCCCUCCAUACCAACUAUGUUUACAAGGAGUGUAUCCACACCUUCUUUCACUGAUGCAGGGACAGCAAGUUCAAGUGAGGCAUCUGUUAACUUAACACAAAGUAUCAACCCUCCAGGUGCACAUGCUUCUGCCAAAUCAACAGAAAAUCUCUCAGGGAAUCUUGGACAACCAUUAUUUGCUCUAAAAGAUCAUAGUUUUGAACCGAUAAGAACUGCACCUCUACAUAGUAUCCGCUCAACAGCAGAAAUCAGUGAUCAUUUUGAUGAUCACCAUAGCUCCCCACAGAUAUUCCACCCUGCAACUCCUCCAGUAACAAAAGCUACUGCUAUGCCAAGUUAUCAAGAUAACCCGCUCCUGACACAGCCAUCCAUCCCUCCCUUAGGCCAUGUAACACCACCACCAUCAUUACCAAGCCAACCUCCAGUUGGUCACACAACACCUCCCUUGUAUCACAGGCAAAGCCCUGUUCCACGAACAAAACUUCCACAGGGGAAUGGAGUGGCCAUGCAUUCUCAUAUGGGACAUAGUAGGACUCCACCACCACUCCCAGGAAAUCACAUCUCACCUUCAGCUUCUUUAAGUGCAGGGAGUACUCCUCGCAGCACGUCCCCCUCUGGGGAAGAGAAAAAUGUUGUUACAUCUAGUUCAGUGGAUGACCAAGAAGGGCUGAAGAUCACCAUGGAUGCCCUACAGGAUGUUAUCAACAAGCUUCAGGACAAUUUAGAGAAAAGAGUAGCUGAUGAUAUUGCACGAAGACUUCAAGUGAUGAGUCAGAAUUGGAAAAAUGGGAAACUUAGCCUGGGUGUCAAGAGCAGAAUGAUAAAGCUUGCACAAGCUCUAGAUGCUGGGAAUGUUGAGGAAGCACAUCAGAUUCAUAUUUCAUUGAUGGUUGAUUUUGUUAGCGAGGUAAACCAGUGGAUGGUUGCUGUGAAGAAAUUGAUCAAUUUAGUUCAUACGUCAAGUACUUUCCCAGCUCAUUCAUGAUACUCAAGAAAUUUGAAAACUCAGACUUUUAUGAAUAAUUUAAUUGAACUUUACUGCAAGUGAAACUGAAACAACACAGGAAAAUUCAUGAACAAUCGAGAAGUUGGGAUCCAUGACUGUUCCAAAUGAUCUGUAGAAAUGAAGUUUCAAUUCAAGUUGGGGUUAGUGAAAGAGACUGUUUAGAGCCUGAUGGCAUUUUAAGGAAGUUAUUGUAUUGUUAUCUCAAAGGGUGGCAAUGACAAAUAAUUAUGAGAAAUUUUAUUUUGGAAAAAAAAAGACACCUCUAGAUUUAGGUUUUAAUAUUUACAAAAUAGGAUCUGGUAGAAAGGGCACACAUGUUGUAAUUAAUGUGAAAUUGUGGGCAGUAAGGUCUAUUCAAAAGUUCCCCUUAUUUCAUAAACAAAUGAUUUGCCUGCUGUGUAGGCUAGCUAGCUCACAAAUUCCAAUCUUUUCCCAAAAGUCUCAGACUCUGAGUAAAUAUCUAUAUUUAUUAUAAAUGAGAGAACAUGAAUAAUGAUUGAGGGAGCUUUCUUUUCAGUUUGGUAGAAUGUGUCUAUAAUUAAUCAAGGUCAAGUGCUGUAUUUAAGCUUAAGCCUGACUGGAAAUCAGUAUUAAGUAAAUGAAUGCAGUUUUAAGGAUGCAAAGUAACAUUAUGAAUUAAGAAAUGUAAACUUUGUGACUUUAAAGUUAUUAGGAAUUUAAACUUCGAGAGGGAUUUUAUCACCUGUUUCAACUUAUCAUUACAGAUGAAUUAUUAACUGAAAUAAUUACCUCAAAAUCUCAUUGCAAUAUCUUAGCGAUAGCUGAGAUUUAUGAUGUAGAUGAUUAAUAGUAAGAUGGAUGAACUUUGUUAAAACAAAAAGAGAUCAUCUCUUAACUUGUCUUUUUUGGUAAGUUUUAAAAAAUGAAUAAAAUUGUGAUCAAGCCCUCAGAUUUAAGGUCUUAAUUCAACUAGGCUAAGAAACAUAGUCACUGUGAUAAGUAACUGUGCUUGACACAGUGUUCCAUUGGAAGAGACUGUAAAUAACAAUGGGAAGUGUAUAAAGGUAUCUAGAUUAAUUUUAGUGCAGGAGUGGUAAUGUUUUUCUGUUCGAAGGCAAUCACUAAAUCUCACAGGAACUGA
Stylophora pistillata is the source of this 2607-nucleotide messenger RNA. RefSeq lists its product as uncharacterized. Gene Ontology annotation, cellular component: nucleus. The record is from RefSeq and is a predicted model, not a curated record. Lineage: Eukaryota; Metazoa; Cnidaria; Anthozoa; Scleractinia; Pocilloporidae. Gene Ontology annotation, biological process: regulation of transcription by RNA polymerase II.